Molecule: messenger RNA, 10426 nt
Organism: Gallus gallus (chicken)
Lineage: Eukaryota; Metazoa; Chordata; Aves; Galliformes; Phasianidae
Gene: CCDC73
Product: coiled-coil domain containing 73
Exons: 22
Coding region: 6370-9633 (1087 amino acids)
Source: RefSeq, a predicted model, not a curated record
GGGGAGGGGGGUGUUUGUGGUUCUGGCGUGUGUGGAGGGCAGGGUGUGGGGCUGGUAAGAUUUUUGUUUGUGUUUUUUUUUUUUUUUUUUUUUUAAUAGCUGAUGAGGGGACUUGGUGGGUUGAGGGAGCUGGGAUUGCUCAGUGUGAUAAAGAGGAGUCUUGGGGGGGGGUGUGGUGCUUUCUGAAAGGAGGUUGUGGUGAGGUGGGGUCAACCUCUUUAUCAUAGAGCUAUAGAAUGACUUUGGUUGAAAGGACCAUGUUGAUCAUCUGGUUUACAACCCUCCUGUUAUGUGCAGGGUUGCCAACCAGCAGACUAGGCUGCCUAGAGCCACAUCCAGCCUGGCCUGGAAUGCCAAUGGGGCAUCCACAAUCUCCUUGGGCAACCUGUUCCAGUGCUUCACCACCCUCUGUAUGAAAAACUUCUUCCUAAUAUCCACCCUAAAUCUCCCAUCUCAGUUUAAAACCAUUCCCCCUUGUCCUGUCCCUAUCCACCCGCACGAACAGCUAUUUCUCCUCCUGUUUAUAUGCUCUGUUCAUAUACUGGAAAGCCCCACUGAGGUCCCCCCCUGAGCCUUCAUGUUCUGGGUAACAGUGUUAGGACAAGGGGGGAUUCCGGCUGGGUCUUAAAAAGAGUUUCUUCUCAGAAAGAGCAGUCAGUUGUUGGAGCAGGCUGCCCAGGGAGGUGGUGGAGUCACUAUCUCUGGAGGUAUUGACUGAGAGGGCAGAUGUAGUGCUUAGGGGCAUGUUUUAGGUGGGGAUGGGUUGGGAUUGAACUAGGUGAUCUUAUGUGCCUUUUCUAGCCAUGAAUAUGGCACAGGAUGAGAUGUGCUGAGGUGAGCAUCAGGAGAAGAGGGCCCCAGGGCAAUGGCUGCUUGCUGUGGAUGAAGGUGAGGGAGCACCUGAAGGCUUCUGUACUGCUCAGAAGAGAGAGGUAUAUGCUUGUGACUGCAUAAGGCUUCUGAAAGUUCACUUUGUAGUACUUGAGGCAAUGACAAAUCACAGGGUUUUGUGGGGAAAUGCAGGCAGGAGAGACUUUUGCCUGCAGCUAAUCUGAUUAGAUAUGUGAUAUAAAUCAGCAUCUCAACGUGUGAAUGGAGUAGGGGAAGUGCUUAGCAGGGAAGUUGUUAGCUAGGGGACUUCAGGAGGGAAAGCUGAGCUUCUGAUUCUCUCGUGCCCUGCUUCAAGAAGCAGCAUGGCCAGUGUGGGGAGGGCAGGUGAGUGCCAACACCAUUGGCAUGGAAGAGGCUGAGGAGAGGCCGGGGAAGAGGGUGGAGAGUGGAACAGAGCAUGCCAAGGACAAACCAGCAGAGUGAGUUUUCCUUCUGUUUGCGUAAGUGAGCGCCUGCACUGUUUGCAGCAGGAGCCUUUCCCUGGGAAGCACAGCCAGUCACUGUUUUACGUGUGAUGCAGGCAUGAUGAAAGAAAACACCUCCAGUUUUAUGCUACUGGAGAAGCACUUGUGCUGCUGUUGCACUGGAAGUAGCUUUGUGCUAGGAAAGGACACUUAGAUGUCCUUGCAGGAUGUCUGCUCAUCUCCAUUACAUUAGUCACCUGGAGUUUGCUGUUUCCUUCAGAUGGAAAGGGUGAUAGAUGUGUGCAGGUGGAGCCCCGUGCACUCAGCUAUAGGGUUGGUUGGAGGGAUGGUGGUGAUGUAAAAGCUUCUUACUGCAAUUUUGGGACAAGGUAUUAAUAAAUUGUAAAACUACCAGUGCUGUGUUGAAUUCUUCUCAAUUAAUGACAUGAGCCUUAAAGCAUGCCACGGUGUGUAUUUUUUUUUACAGAUUAUUUCUCUAAAGAGAGGUAUAUGUUAAUGCUGAUACGUAAUUAUAAAAUCCUAUUGCAUAAGACAUUCCAAGCAACAAACAUCAGUUGAGAUCUAUAGGCGUGGAAAAGAUAGCUCAUUUAGUGGUCUGAGCUAACUGUUUAAGUAUCAAUAUACUACAGACACAACUGAGAGCACCACCACUAAUGUUUAUAAACACCACCUAAAGCACUGUUAUCCCAUAGUUUGCAUUUCCUGUGUCUGAGAGGCAAUUGACUUCUCCUGAGGAGCCUGGGAGACUCCUACCCUUUUCUCAUCCAACCGAUCCCUGUUUUGUUGCUAUUCUUAGAAAGCUCCAUUGAAGUUUGGUGUUCAGUCUUUGUGGCAGAAAGAUAUGUUGUAACACUGACUUCUGAGAACAAAAGAGUGUGUAGAGUGAGUUCUUUUUAUGUUGUCUUGGUAUCCACAGCAAAAAUACUUGAUAAAUCCUGUUAAUCUGUGUGUAUUAAUUUAAAUACUAGACAGUUUCAUGAUUCUGAACGUUGGUGGAAAUGUUUCAAUUCUUGCAUUCAUAAGGAAUGCAUCAGUUUCAAAAUCAAUUACUGCUUGACUCUGAGAAACUGACCUUCAGUGGGCUUCAAUACAUUCAGGGCUGUAGCUCAUAACUGAUUGUACUAUAUGUGUUUUUUUAAUCAAAUAUUUAAGAAUGUUUUUUUCUGAAAAACAAGCUAUUAUGAGUAAGAUCUUAAAUUACAGCACCGUAAUGCAAUCUGUGCAGCUUAGCAGCCAGGGGCAGUGCUGAAUUCCUGUUGCUCAUUCUUCUCCCUAAACAAAAUAGUCUCCAAUUGGAAAAAUAAUGGAUCUUCUAGAGACCCAAAAUUGUCAUUUGGGGGUUAGGAGGCACAUAAGCACAGAUUUAUGUACUUAAAGCAAUAUUUUAGUGGAGACUGUGCCUAAUGUCCAGGGAGUGUUCUUCAAAGCUGCAGGUGCUUGCUGCCUGUGGAUACCUUGUCCCAGUAGGGCUGGGGUGCCUUGGAUGCUUGCUGGUACCAAAAAGGAGAAGGCCUUCCCUUCCUCCUCCUCUGCUCCAUCAUCCUGCUCCCAGAGAUUCACUCUGAUCACAAAGUGAGCUGUAAAUUCACUCCUGGCAAAAGAACAUUUAAUUUUUUUUUGCCAGGUCACGUUCCUGUAAUUCCACAGAGCUGAGCCAGCUUGUUUUGCGUCAAACAAAUACUGAUUCAGGGCAAAGAGUGGUACUGUGCAGCCAGAAGCAGGUGGGAAAGGAAGGACGUGACGAGAAAAAGCAGGAAGCUUGCUCUUGAUGACAAGAUGUUGAGGUGGCUCAUGUUGUGUUCAGUGUAGGAAUCUCUACUGAGUGCUUGAGAGUAUGUCUCCAAAGGCAUAACAGCCUUCUCUGCCCCUCCUUAGCCAAAAUCAAGCCAGCUCUGGCAGAACUGUUAGCUAAUAUACCUGCCCUUUAACUUAAUGGUACAUAAUGCUUAAAGGCAAUGUCACAUUUUAAGGCUUAGUUUUAUCUUUAAAGUGGCCACAUGCCAAUUGAAAUGUAGGAUCCAACUAAUGGGUAGUUUUAGUCAUUAUUUGUCAUCAAAAUUUUGAUUUGGCAAUAAUUAGUCAUAAAAAAUGUGAUCUGUUCAUAAUUAAAAUCAGUAAGUCAGUCACAAAUGGAGGGCCAGAAUAAAGCACCACUUCACAUUUUUUGUAACUUAUUUAUUACUUAUUUGUUCCUUAGUGUGCUGUUAGUGCCCAUGUUAGUGCAUCUGCUGAGUGUGAUCAAGUAUUUUCCUAUUGGAACAUUCUGCCUGGCCAUAUACAUGGUAUGUACAGCUUUAAUAGUACCACAGAUGUCAAAUACCAGGAUAGCACCACUCGGGGUCUUUGUGCAUGAGGCAGCAGGUGGCACUGAAUGGAGCAAUUCUUCUGAGGGCCAGCAGUUGCUGCCUGUGCUUUUGGCAUCCUUUUAACCGCAGGUACAGCAAACCUGGCUCUACCAGGCUUUUCCAGUAUCUGUCCACAAACACUGCACUCCUUUAUAGGAGGCAUUGCUUUUGUCAUUUGCCUUUCCAUAACAGAAGCUGCCUGGUUUUGCUCUUAUCUUGGUUUUUCCCACAUGUUUAACCAUAGAGACCUUUUUUUUUUUCUUUUUUUUUUUUUUUUUUCCCUUGCAUGAAGAAGCUUCCAGUGAAGCUGUUGCUUUUGCAGCAAAAUGGUUGAAAUGCUUUCAGGCGAUUUUGAUGCUCUGAGAAGAGUCAUAGCAAAAGCAUGGAGUCAGAGGCACAUGCUGGAUCAGUGAGCUGACCAGCAGCCUCAGCUGUUCAGCAAAGAAAGUGGUUAAAGCACAGCAUGCAGCUAAUUCUGCAAGUCUGAACUUAUGACUAGGUUGGUGAAAGUGGACGAAGGGCUCAUAUUUCAGAUCAUGAUAGUGCUUUAUUCUGCAGCUAUCACAGCAUCAUAAAUAGCUUGCUGACAUGCACAGACGUCUUGGUGGCUGACUUACAGUGACAAACACGUUUCCAUUUGCCAACAAACACUCUAGAAAUGCUUAGCAGUUAGUCUUAUCCUGAGAGAAUGGGUUUUUAAGAUUGAUGGAAAUAGUGGUUCAGAGACUUGCAGACAUCUUUAUGAAAAUUAAUGUUUCAGUGAUUAAAAAUAUCCAAAUAAUGUGAGUAUGUGUGACCAGAUGAAGUUUGAAGAAGUUUGGGCCAAAGCUGAGCUGGGACCGAUUAACAGACUUUUAAAAAGAGUGCAGAAUAAAAUUUCUGCAGCUUCUUUCUUCUCUGUUGAACAGACAUUAGAUAUACAUCUAUAGAACAUAGAUAUAGGACCUUAGUGUGGACUUUGUGUAGGUAUACAUGCUUCCAAGCUCUGGUGUCUUCCAUUAGAAGUAAUGAGAAGUACAUCAGGUAUUAGGCUGGACUAACACAAGUCUUGGUCAAGUCUGUUACCAAUCUCUGCUCUUUCAGGUGCAAUUGUGACUGUGGUCCUGAUCAAAGCAGAAAAUUGCAGUUGCUUAACAUAUUACAUUUUGCAUUUUAUUUGGCUCUUGGCCUCUUCAAAUGUCAAACUAGACACUAGUAGAUGUGUAAAUAGGGAAGAAAUUGCUGCCUUUCAAAGAGCACACUUUACCAGGGAGCCUCAGGGCAAGUACUCUUUGCAUUUCUUUAUGCUCUGUGCCUUUUUUUUUAACUUUAAAAAAAAAAGAAAAAAAAAAGUAAAGAAAAGAAGCUUGGGUAUAAUUUCAAACAAAGCAAUCACAAUAUUCCGGAAGAAUACUGAAGUUAAUCUACAAAAUUAUGGCACUUGAUGUGUGAGCUGGCACAAAGCAUGCUGUGCCAAUGAGAGGAAAUCCUCCUUUCCUUCAUUUUCCCAGUUCUUCUGAUCAUGUGGUUCCACAACUUCUGAGGCACUGCUGCUCACAUUUGAGUUAGUUCAACUCACAUACUCCCUUUGUUUUUGCUGGAUGUGUGCAUUCAACUGAUUUAUGAACUAUGAUUUAAAACUUGUGUAAGGCAAGUGGGAGAAACGCAGUGAGAUUUAGGAGAAAAGGGAAUUAAAAUAAAGCCUUUACUCUCAAACAAGCUCAUGAUCUGACAAGGGUUAUCUUAACUCUUACUAGAAAUUAUCAUUUGUAUUGCAUCCAAGCUAAGUGUUCACCAUUAAAUACUGAACAUUUAAGUCUCAGUAUUAGUUUAGUAGGCUUUGGUACUUAGAGAAUUUCACUGAAGGUGCUUGAACAACCUGAGCGAUCAGAGGUAUUUCUUAUUUCUUACAUGAAGUUGGUUGGCACUGCAUCAGAAUUUAAAACCUGUUCUAAGGUCUUUUCAAAACAUACCAAUUUCUAGACAUAAGUAUUUUGUCUGAUUGUCCAUGUGUCUGGCUUAAUGUGAAUGAACCUACACCCCACCAGUUGUAUUCUGGGCCCCAGUUCAGUUGACUGCUUCAUUGUAUCUUUGAAUCUUUGCUGUGCUUUGAGUUUUAACCAGCUUGUUCAGUUCAUCUUGUGUGGCUGGGAGAAGUACAAAUCUAGCUAUUUUAUUUCUGCUGUGGGCAAAAGAGAGUGGCUUAAUUUAGUAUAAUCAUGCAAUUUGUUUGUUUUCCUUUGAAGGUACUCUGCGCCAUGUAGUACCUUGGAAGCGGUGUUUUCGAUAUUGCUGCCUCUCUCACACCAAAAUGCCAGCACUUAAAGUUGGAAUGAAAAGAUAACUAGGACAGGUGCAUUCAAAAGGCUGUAUCAGAUGGACAGAGGGAGGGAUGAAAUAUAUUAAGUCACAAGAACCAAAUACACAGCUCAGGGACUACUAGAAGCAGAAGCUACCGCUGAAUUAAGAGCAUAAGAAUCUCAUUUAGAAAAGAGGCAACCCAGUGAACUGCUUGGGAAUUUUUUCCCUAUCUAAGAUGAGGUGCCACGAGGCCCUGUGGAGUAAGUUGUGAGGAUGUAAUCAAUACGCACCUGUCUCCACCUCCAAAUAACACACAGCCUGGUGAUUAAGGAAGUAUUUGGAGAAUGAAACAGAUGAAUUUGAAUUCUCUGCUAGACGCAGUUCUGCAGUCCCUGGGCCACCAUUCAACAAGAUGACAAGUUUUAAAAAUGGAUGAAGACCUUAAAAUGCAGGCGCUUGACUCAGCUCUUCAGAGUCCAUCAGAGACAUUGCUUUCCAUUCGUCUCUUGGACUUCAAAACAAGUUUAUUGGAGACUAUAGAAGAACUGCGUAUAAGAAGGGAAACAGAGAUUAAUUAUGAAGAUCAAUUAAGUAAAACUGUUGUGGAGAAACAGGAACUUGAGUGGCAGAAGGAAACUCUGCAGCAUCAGACAGACACAUUACAGCAACAAAACAAAGAAGCUAUGGCAGCUUUUAAAAAGCAGUUACAGGCAAGGAUGUUUGCCAUGGAAGAAGAAAAGGGAAAAUAUCAACUUGCUGUAGAAAUAAAAGAAAAAGAAAUUGAUGGAUUGAAAGAAACAUUAAAGGAAUUACAGAUUUCAAAACACACAUUACAAAAGAAGCUGAAUGAAAUGGAUCAGAAAUUACAGAUGCACUUAACAGUAAGAGAAGAGCAUAAUAAGAAACUGAAUGAAGUUGAGAGGUGUUAUGCUACUAUUGCAUGUCAGUUUGGAAUUGUUAAAGGUGUCCAUGAAAAAUUGGAGCACAGUGUACAGGAAGCAAUACAGCUCAAUAAGAAACUAACAUCAGUGAAUAAAAGACAAGAGACUGAAAUAAGUAAUCUGAAGGAAGAACUGAAGAAAGUAACUACAGACUUGAUAAGGUCCAAGGUCACAUCUCAGCACAGGGUGGGAGAAGAAAACAUCAAUCUUGCAGCAAAGGAAAAACAGUUUCAAGAACUGCAACAAAAAAUCAGAAUGGAGACAGCAAUCAGUAAAAGAGUUCAAGAAGAAAACGCUAACAUUAAAGAAGAGAAGCUAGAAAUUCUCAGCUCUCUACAGUGUGUGCAGAAGCAGCUACAGCAAAUAACCCAAACGAAUGUUAGAAUGGAAAGUGAAUUAAAUGCACUGAGAGAAGAAUAUCAGACACUUGAAAGAGAUAAUGAGCUGCAAAGGGAGAAGGCAAAGGAAAAUGAAGAAAAGUUCCUUAAUCUUCAGAAUGAGCAUGAGAAAGCACUGAGAAUUUGGAAAAAAGAUGAGGAAAAUUUGAGAAGAGAGAUGGACACUAUUAAAAAUGAGCUAAAUUCCCUUAAAAAGACCCAAGGACAUCUUGAUGAUUGCCAUCCUCCUCAGGGAAACCAGCAUUCUGAGCAAGUAGAAAAUCUGCAGAUCCAUUCAACAGUUCAUCCCAUAAUAAGAAAUAGUGGUCAAGAACAAUCAAAAGGCAGUGAAAUACAGGCUAUUCAGAAAGAAAACGAUUGUAUGCCAUCUAUACUAAGAAAAGACAAUAACUUUGGACAUGAAGAUGAAAUUGAAGUAAAAAACACAGUGAGCUUCUCCUUAAGCACUGAGGAGUUACAGAUAGAACAAAAGUUACAAGUUCUUGAGAACGGUUUUAAGGAUGAGAUUAACGUAGCUAGCCCUUUGGAAGGAAAGGAAAGGGAGGUUUCUCCCAGGAAUACCCUCUGCACAGAUACUGAUUUAAUUACCCAAGGACAGAACUCAGAAAUGCAUGUCACUGAAUGUAAAGAAGCAGAAAAUCUAGAAACAACGUGUAGAGUGCUACUGGAGGGAAACAGUGCAAAUUUACAACAAAAACUACAGGACAGCACUGGUCCAGCAGCACCACAUCACACAGAAACAAGCAAGGUACUUCUAAAUGCUGCUGACAGAGUAAUUGUCAGUGAUAAAAAUGCAAUUCAAGAGAUGAACUCUAGUAACCAAGAACUGUGCAGUACUACACAUGAAUCAAUUUGUACUAAGGUAGACAAGAACUCAAGUAUCAUAGAACUCAACAGCAGUGUUCUUACAACCAAAGCAUCCAAAAAAGAGUCUGAAGCAGCUGUCUGUACUGAGAAGAGUGCUGUGUGUGAAAGAAAUACAGAUAAUCAUCAAGUGAGUGAAUUCCAUUUUGGCAUCCUAUCUUAUCCUAAAGAAAAUUGUCAGACAGGAUACCAGAAAUGUAGCUUGCUAAACAGUGACAACAAUGUGGACAACAGAUUGUGUAGAAUAGAAAGAAGCUUGUUAAAUCUGAGUGGUUUACCUAGAGAUAAAUUUCCUUUUAAACAGACUCAUAUAGAUGCUGAAGACAAAAAUUACAAUGAUAAUGCUGCAAACAUCAACAGAAGUGGUGCACUACGGCAUAUUGGUUUUCCAGCAAUGGAUGCUCAAAAUGUACUAGCCAUUUACUGUGAUAAUGCAAGUACUGAUAAAGCUGCAAAAGAACAUAGUAGUAACAUGCCUUUUACAGGUACUUAUAAUUUAUGCCCUGAAAAAAUAAAUAAAGGAAUAAAUGUGGAUGAUGUGCACAGCAAACAACCUGAACAUGACAGUACUGAGCAAUCAGGAGGUGACGAAAGUAUGUGUACCUUGAAUGCUGAAGCCAUGUCUCCAGUAAAGGCUCAUGAUCUUGACACAACUGUUCAAAAAGUCCCAGCAGAUGGAAUUGAUGUAGACAAACUUAAUGAAGAAAUUCAGAUACAGUCCAUCAAAAAUGGACAUUCCCUGGACAUCAAUGAUGAUUCAAUAAAUAACAGUAUGUUAAAACAGGAAAAAGACUCGGUGCACAGUACAGUUCCAGGAAGGAAGUUUGCUGAGGGUCACCUGAAAGAGUCAUGCUCUUUACCCAUGAGAACAUCUGGAAAUUUAGUAAAUGUAAGUGGAAGGUCAUCCUUUGAUCUUUCAAAUUCAGAUAAAAAAGCUGAGAAAACUUCAGUAUGCUUCAAAUUUUUAGGCCUUAGUUCUUGUUCAAGAGUAAAUCAAAUGAGAAGUCAGGCUACAUGGACUUCAUCAUCCCAGGAACCUUCCGUUUUGAAAGAAAAACUACCAUGUCUAGUGGAAAACAAAAAGGUGCCUUCAAGAGAACUGUUUCAAAAUGUCAGUGAAAAUGUUGGCAGGAAAGAAACAGGACCAGGUUCCACCAGUUCUAACAGAGCCGCCGACACUUUGAAUACCUCUAGAAUCCACCGAGACCCCCAGGGAGACCCUACUGAAGAAUGGAAUGCUAUAGCAAAGACUUUUUAUGAUUCUUCUUUUCCCACAGAACAUGUGAAAGAAGGAUUUACUGCUUUGAAUGAGCAGAAGUCAUCUCCCAUGACUGUAACUUCAGCACAAAGUGAAAGAACGCUUGGAGAUGAGGACAGGUUUCCUACUCAUAAUUCCACUGUACAAAGUCAAAUAGAAGAAAUUGAGAAAUACCUCAAUUUGGAAACCCUUUGUUCAUCAAGAAAAAGAAAAUAUGAAGACAGACAGUAAAAAGCAGUGGUAGGAGAUGGUAGUUAAACAUGGAUAAACCACUUCUGUAAGCUAAGUUGGUAGAGGUAUUCCUACAUACUGUAUAUUCAUGUACUUUCACAUUUAAUACAGGAUAAAUACUUCUUGUUUAAAAAUAGAUGCAACUCUAAUUAAUCCGUUUCUACAAUCAAAUGCAAGCAAGCUGUUAUGAGUUUGACCUGAAGUUAAAAGUUCACAAGUUAAAUGUUUUAAUAAAUCUGUAAGCAAUAUUAAACUACUCCCCAGAACUUCUAAUCGAAAUAGUUCAGUUUGGGUUGACAGACUGCUCCGUUUUUGAACAGUGCUGCAACUGUUUCAAAAUAUAAUUGUUCUUAUAGACUCAUGCCACUUAGGGUUGCUGUAAUAAAUUUUGUCUAAAUAAUGCCUCUUUGCCCACUAAAACGGGGGGUAUAGCUUACGAAGUUUCACUUCUGGCUCACAUUUCUCCUCCUUCAGGAUAAUAGUAAUUACUUACUAUUCAAUUCAAUUACUUACACUAUCACUUUCCUCAUCUACCUCUCUCCCACCCCAUACCUCUUGUCAAAGAGCAAUUCUCAUAGGAGAAACCUAAAAAAAUAAGAACAACAAAAGAAACAGGGUAUUGCUACUGUUAGUUAUUUCUAAUUAUAUAAGAAAAUCAACAAGAGAUUUUCCCACAUUUUAUUGCUUUUCUGUUGAAAUUUAGAAUGCAUGUCUUCUUUAAACCAAUUGUAUACAUUUUGGAAACAUUCACAAAUGGUCAAAAUUUUGAAUAAAAUGUAUCUAUAGCAAGACA